Molecule: messenger RNA, 1314 nt
Organism: Daucus carota subsp. sativus
Lineage: Eukaryota; Viridiplantae; Streptophyta; Magnoliopsida; Apiales; Apiaceae
Exons: 7
Coding region: 1-1314 (437 amino acids)
Source: RefSeq, a predicted model, not a curated record
AUGAGAUAUAUGCUUUGUCGUCUGCAGGACAAUCUUAUGCACGCCUCUGUGCCCAGGCAUCUGGUGUCUCGGUUCAAGAGACGUGUGGGCGAAGGCAAGCUUUAUGGCCUUCGGAAUGUUAAGGUUACGACCAACACCUAUCCGUACAGGCCUCUUGCAAGUGACAAGAAACUGCUUUUCUUGGCGACCACUGAGGUUGUCGAGCUGGGUGAUGAUGCGGUGCGCAUAGCAAUGCAUGGCUUUCAAUUUGUCGGCCUACCCGUACUCCAGUCACGCGCUGGUGACGUGACCAUACUCUCAGACAUUGUGGGCUGCUUCUGUGGGUACGGAGAGGUUGAAACUGUAGGGGAUGGGCUCAAGAGGAAAAGAGAUAUCAAAAUCUUCACAGAUUACUCUGUCACCAGCACUAUCACUCUGUUGGGGAAGUUAGGAGAGCUUUUUGAUCCAACACUGUACACACAGGAUGGCGGACCGUAUGUUAUGGUGGUGACCUCCGUUACAGUGAAGACCUAUCAACGUGCCUUAACCUUUGCCACAACUAGCGGCAGCAGAAUUUAUGUCAAUCCAGAUGAACAACAUGUCUCUUCUGUGAGGGAGAGGUUCUCUGCUCUGUCCACCAAGGUAGUUGCUCUUGAGGGUACUUCUGCCUCAAAAUUGCCGCCGGAAGAGGCCAUGUUUGUGAACCGGAUGACUGUUGAUGACCUGGUGGGAGCUACAUGCUCUGGCGAAUUGAAGGCUGCAAUAGCCACCUUGAAGGUCAUCAUAACUGCUGUGAACACCCGUUUUGGAUGGUAUUAUGUGUCAUGCAAGUCCUGCGUGAAGAAAGCUACGCCUGUUGAUGGAGUAUAUGUUUGUGCUGAGGGCAAGAAACCCGUCGAUUACCCUCUUCACAUGUUUCGCAUUAAUCUGCAAGUCGAGGAUGACACUGGGACUACAACAGUGGUUUUGUUCAACAAUACUGCAGAACGCUUGCUGGAUACCUCGGUCAAGAAGCUGAUUAACAAGAUGUCGCCAGGCGACAACUCUCCUCCUGCAGAACUACAGACCCUUUUAGGCAAGCAAUUUGUCUUCAAAUUGGCACUUAAUAAGUACAAUUGGGUUGAUGGCCGCCAGGACUAUGGAGUUGCUGCGGUGUAUGUACCUGUGCCGGAUCUUGAAGCUGCUUAUACAAAGAAAAAAAUGCCACAGGAUGCCCCCGAUCAGGCGGGGUCUUCAGGAUCUGCUGGCGAAGUGGACGCAGAGGCUAACAGCCGCAAGAGAAAGCUGCCACCUGUUCUCCCUGCUGUUGCUGAGAGCGAGGAGACAGCCACUUGA